GGCGAGAGAGACUCGAAACUCUAUUUGAAAUUUGCCGGCUCGAGGCAUGAGCCGAUGUGGGCAAAAAACGACGACGCAUAACCGGAGGGCGAGGAACAACAUCUGGGUCGGUUCGUCGUCAAAAUAGCAGAAUCAAGAUCGUCCUCGUGCCCCGUUCUCGCCGUCCGUCGCCGGAUUCAAAGCCCAUGCUCCGUCUCGCUCGCGAAGCCCUCCUUCGACUCGGGGCUUCUUCGGUUCCCUUUCCUCCACAACAAGCUCAAGCUCAAGCUCAAGCUCUCCGCCUACUGCUGCUCAGGCCGGUCUCGAGUUCCUCGAAGAAGGCGCACUCGUUCACGGUCUCUUACCUCAUCAACUCUUGCGGGCUGUCUCCGGAAUCCGCUCUCUCCGCCUCCAAGAUCGUGCAAUUCGCGAACCCAUCGAGGCCAGAUGCGGUCCUCGAGGUCUUCAGGAACCGAGGUUUGUCUCGGACUCAAAUCUCGUGCGUGUUUAGGAGAUACCCCAAGAUGCUUGUCUCGAGCCCAGAUAUUCUCUUGACGAAGCUCGACUUCUUGCACUCUAGAGGCAUUUCGGAUCAAGAGCUGGUCAAACUCGUUGUUGCUCUUCCGGCGGUUCUGACCAGGAGCCUAGACAAUCACUUGAUACCCACUUUUGAAUACAUAAGCGGUUUGCUUCAAUCCGAUGCUAAGGCCCAAACAUGCAUCAAGAAGAAUCCGAAGAUUUUGUAUAGUGACCCUAAAACGCUGCUUGUUCCUAGCAUUGCGAUUCUGAGGGGUUGUGGAGUGCCUGAGGUGAAGAUUAGACGGUUAGUCCAGUUCCAGCCGGGCACGUUGUUAACAUCGGAGGUGCGGUUCAACGAGGCGGUGAGUCGGGUGAAGGCGAUGGGUUUCGAUCCUUCGAGGACGAAUUUCAUACUGGCUUUGCAGGUAAUCAGGGGAAUGAACAAGUCGAAAUGGAGGAGCAAGGUCGAUGCUUUUGGCAAGUGGGGUUGGUCCGAGGACGACAUUGUCUUUGCUUUUAGGAGGAAUCCGUGGUGUAUGUCGAUGUCGGAGAGUAAAAUCACAGGGGUGAUGGACAUCUUCGUGAAUGAGAUGGGGCUUGACCCUCUAUACAUGGCGCGGCAUCCGACAAUGAUGAUGAUGAGCUUGCAGAAGCGAAUUGUUCCUUGGUGUUUGGUGUUUCGUGUUCUGCUGUCUAAAGGUCUGAUCAGGACGACGCGUAGCUUGAGUGGAUUCCUCGGUGUGUCGGAAAAGUUGUUCCUGGAGAAGAUUCUGACUGCUAAUUUGGGGGAAGCACCCGAGUUGUUGGAUCUGUAUAAUGAGAAGAUCGGUCUUGCAAAUUUGGGUACUUUGUGAAACUGAAUGAUUCCGAUGACCAUGAAACCAAUGGAAAAAUACUCCUUUGUGAAAGCCCUUAACUAAAGAUGGAAGCUUGGGCCUAGCGGGGACGUGCCUGGUUCUUCCUUCUCUCUGCAUUCACUUACGUAGCUAGCUUGCUGAUUUUGUAAUUCCUUUAAGUUCACUUAUAUAUGAGGAAUAGCCCAUUUCUAAUCAGUUACUGAUAGAGGAAUUUUUUAACUGUGCCUGCAAUUUAAUGAAAUGAAACAGAAGUGAUCGGUGCCUGGCGGCAUCUCUUAAAUCAA
Molecule: messenger RNA, 1639 nt
Organism: Rhodamnia argentea
Lineage: Eukaryota; Viridiplantae; Streptophyta; Magnoliopsida; Myrtales; Myrtaceae
Exons: 2
Coding region: 186-1352 (388 amino acids)
Biological process (GO): chloroplast organization; regulation of DNA-templated transcription
Cellular component (GO): chloroplast
Molecular function (GO): double-stranded DNA binding
Source: RefSeq, a predicted model, not a curated record